AUGGGAUUUGUUAACAGGCCAAGGUCUGGGCUGGGUUUAGGGUAUUACACGGUUACCCCUCCACCUCCUCCAACAACUGAAUCUAGUAAACGUACUCCGUUGGAAAAGCUCAGAAAACUAGGAGCUGAAGAAUUCCGGGGAAGAUCAGAUGAUGGCCUUGUCAAAGCUGAAUAUUGGUUGCAAAGUAUAGUGAGAGUUUUUAAGCAAAUGGUAUGCUCACCAGAUGAGAAUUUAAUAUGUGCUAUGUCGCUACUGAAAGAAGAAGCAUACAAUUGGUGGGAAACAAUCGAGGCAGUGGUGUCGGUAGAGAAAAUCACGUGGGAAUUCUUUCAGAAUGAGUUCAAAAAGAAAUAUGUGGGCAAACGGUAUCUGGAUAAGAAAAAGAGAGAAUUUUUGGAUCUACGAAAAGGAAGUAAAUUGGUAGCUGAAUAUGAAAGAAAAUUUGUUUAUCUUAGCAAAUGUGCACGAGAUAUUGCACCCAGUGAGGAGGAAAUGUGUAUCAGAUUUGAAGAAGGGCUUAAUUAUGAGAUCAGAAUGAUGAUAGGGGGCACUGAGAUACUGGAAUUCAUUGUUCUAUCAGAUCGUGCUCAGAAGCUUGAAGAAAAAUCUAAAGAGGAACUUAGUCGAGCCACUUCAGCACCGGAAAGAUCAGGAAAGAGUAGACCAAGACAAUCUGAUUACAAAGCAUCUGAUAGACCUGCUGUUAGCGUAGCCUUUUCUGCUCAGAGAUUGUUACAUAAAGGAAACGAGGCAUUCUUGGCCUAUAUUCUUGAUACUCGGGGUUCCAAUUCAAAGUUAGAACAGAUAUCAGUAGUCAAUGAGUUCCCCGAUGUGUUUCCUGAGGAGUUACCAAGUUACCACCUGAUAGAGAAGUGGAAUUUGUGA
This is a messenger RNA of Gossypium arboreum, 885 nucleotides long. RefSeq lists its product as uncharacterized. NCBI's taxonomy places the organism in Eukaryota, Viridiplantae, Streptophyta, Magnoliopsida, Malvales, Malvaceae. The record is from RefSeq and is a predicted model, not a curated record. The transcript is spliced from 4 exons. Bases 1 to 885 code for a protein of 294 amino acids.